CACCGAAUGAGCAUUGAUCUUCUUCCAACUCCUGCAAAAUCCCAUUAUGUAUUUAAUUUACGUGAUUUGUCGAAGUGUGUUCAAGGUAUUCUCCAAUGUGAUCCAGGAACUGUACGAGAUCAGAUGCAGAUAUUCAGACUGUUUUGCCAUGAGUGCCAAAGGGUCUUUCAUGAUCGUCUUAUCAACAGUGAAGAUAAGCAGUAUUUCCAUACAAUGAUGUCUGAGAUGGCCAGUAAACACUUUGGAGUUCAGAUUGAGCCAGAAUACUUUGUUACAAAGCCCGUCAUUUUUGGUGAUUUUAUUAAG
Messenger RNA from Staurois parvus, 306 nucleotides. Lineage: Eukaryota; Metazoa; Chordata; Amphibia; Anura; Ranidae. The record is from the annotation of a GenBank genome assembly.